Messenger RNA from Leptonychotes weddellii (Weddell seal), 837 nucleotides. NCBI's taxonomy places the organism in Eukaryota, Metazoa, Chordata, Mammalia, Carnivora, Phocidae. The record is from RefSeq and is a predicted model, not a curated record.
CGGGGCUGAAGGCCAGGGCGGACGUCCCUCAGCCUAAGGAGCUUGAAGCUCCUAGGCUGGGGGCCUCCUAGAUGCAUGGAACUGUCCCUGGAGCUGUAGCCCUUCACCACCAUCUCUACCUCCUUCCUUCUGAGGGAUCCUGAAACCUCUGUCAUGGAAAAGUACCACGUGUUGGAGAUGAUUGGAGAAGGCUCUUUUGGGAGGGUGUACAAAGGUCGAAGAAAAUACAGUGCUCAGGUGGUGGCCCUGAAGUUCAUUCCAAAAUUGGGACGCUCAGAGAAGGAGCUGAGGAAUCUGCAACGAGAGAUUGAAAUCAUGCGGGGUCUGCGGCAUCCCAACAUUGUGCAUAUGCUUGACAGCUUUGAAACUGACAAAGAGGUGGUGGUGGUGACAGACUAUGCUGAGGGAGAGCUCUUUCAGAUCUUGGAAGAUGACGGAAAACUUCCCGAAGACCAGGUUCAAGCCAUUGCUGCCCAGUUGGUGUCCGCUCUGUACUAUCUGCAUUCCCACCGCAUCCUCCACCGAGACAUGAAACCUCAGAACAUCCUUCUUGCUAAGGGUGGUGGCAUCAAGCUCUGUGACUUUGGAUUUGCCCGGGCAAUGAGCACCAACACGAUGGUGCUGACAUCCAUCAAAGGCACACCACUCUAUAUGUCUCCAGAGCUGGUGGAAGAGCGUCCAUACGACCACACCGCAGACCUCUGGUCUGUGGGCUGCAUACUAUAUGAGCUGGCUGUAGGCACCCCUCCCUUCUACACUACGAGCAUCUUUCAGCUGGUCAGCCUCAUUCUCAAGGACCCUGUGCGCUGGCCGACCACCAUUAGUCCUUGCUUCAAG